AUGUCUGCAACAGGAUUAACUCUUCAAGAAAGACUUGCUAGAAGUGGUAUUCCACCUGCAGAAAUUAUUGAGGAUGUUGAAGAGUUUCUUUCAAAAAAUAAAGAUAUAAAAGCAGAAGAUGCUCAUCAAAAACUUCAAAAUGAUUAUAGAAAAUAUAAGAUACUAGAAAGUGAGAUGAAAGCUUUGAAGGAGAAAAUUACUGAAAAUCUUCCUGAUUAUGAACAGGCUAAACAAGUUAUUAAUUUUUUAAAGAUGAAAAAAGCUAAUAACGAAACAUUGAAAACAAGUUAUAAGUUGACAGAUGAAGUUUACCAACACGCCGAAGUUGAAGAUUUGGAUUCAUUUGUUCUUUAUAUGGGUGCAUAUGUGAUGGUUGAAUAUCCACUUGAUGAAGGAGAAGAAUUUAUAAAUAAAAAUAUUGCUGCCAUCAAUCAAAGAAUUUCUGAGAUUGAUGAAGAAUUGGAGUAUAUUUUAAAUCAAAUAACUAUUGUUGAAGUAAGUACUGCUCAUUUUAUCAACUAUAUGAUAUCAUCUAACAAGGCCAAAAGCACAGCGUAA
Strongyloides ratti is the source of this 558-nucleotide messenger RNA. Its product is annotated as Prefoldin subunit 3. NCBI's taxonomy places the organism in Eukaryota, Metazoa, Nematoda, Chromadorea, Rhabditida, Strongyloididae. The transcript is spliced from 3 exons. Gene Ontology annotation, cellular component: cytoplasm; prefoldin complex. Gene Ontology annotation, biological process: protein folding; microtubule-based process; tubulin complex assembly. Gene Ontology annotation, molecular function: tubulin binding. Bases 1 to 558 code for a protein of 185 amino acids. The record is from RefSeq and is a predicted model, not a curated record.